Molecule: messenger RNA, 9290 nt
Organism: Crotalus tigris (Tiger rattlesnake)
Lineage: Eukaryota; Metazoa; Chordata; Lepidosauria; Squamata; Viperidae
Gene: DENND2C
Product: DENN domain containing 2C
Exons: 19
Coding region: 3185-5980 (931 amino acids)
Source: RefSeq, a predicted model, not a curated record
CCUGCUGGAUAAGGUGAGGCAAAGCAGGGGGCCAUUUCCAUUCAGCAGUUCUUGCAGACAUCUCAUGACCCAAACUAUAACUGUAACAUCAGCAGUGCCAGAAGAGAAUGGGGCUUGUGGAGUGGAGGAGAAGAAAAGAAGAGGAGGAGGACGGUGGUUGUGGGUUCCUUGGUCCUCUCUGAGCUUUGUGGCUUUCUUGUAGAUGUCUCAUGACCCAAACUAGGUAACAUCAUUAGUUCACUUAUUAUCCCACUUAGGGUCCUGAAAUGUUUGCAAGAAAACCACCAUCCUCAGAGAUACCCCCCCCCCCAAGGAUCCUUCAUUUUAACUCUGAGCCAGAAAUAUUCUCCUUGAUUGGCAUUCCGGACCAUCUCAGGGCAGAAGAACCUACCUGGCAGGACCUCAUUCCUCUUUCCCAUGGGGCACAUCCCAAUGCCCCCAUCCUUCCACCACCAUUUCCUGGAUCCUAAAGGCCAAUGAAGUUUCUCUCAACCACCAGCACUGGCACUCCCAGUUCCUCUGAGUUGCUCCACUACCUCCAGCUUUGCCUACCUCUCGGAGCUUCACCUGGACGUGGCACCACCAUUCCCAUUCGUGGAUUGGGAUGAUCCUCCAAAGGCUGACCACAUCCUCCCUCCCAGUGGCUCCCCUGACCUUUCAUCACCGCAGCUCCACACAAUCUCUCACAACCCUGAAAUAACCUUGCAGCAGCAAAUUCUCCUCUUUUUUUCUCGCUCACCCCGGCUGCCCCUCACAAAUACCUCACCCUUCGCCUGCUCCCCUCAGACCCAUAACCGGCCCCCCACUCCAGAAGCCCCACUCCAACUGCUGGUGGGGCUGGGUCCCUCGGUGAUGGUGGGGAUGAUGUUGAGGGGAGGCACUAGUUUCCUUUUGGCUGGCAUGGCAGCAGCGGCAGCAGUGGCGGAGGCUGGGGCUCACGUUCCAUAGUGCCUAGUGAAGGACCUGCCUCAGAAGCAGCAGCAGCAGUGGCAUCGUCAUCACCAGGCUUGACUGCCCUAAGCGAAGCUGAGGUUGCAAGUAGGCCUAAUCCUGUCAGCCUGGCCCUGAGGUAAAAAGAUGAAUAGGCGAGAGGAGAAGAGAAAGGGGCACGAGCACGCCCUUGGGCGCGCGAGGGAGAAACUGGGAAAAAAACAUCUUCUCCCACCAACUCGCCAUCCCGCCAUUGGCUGGAGCUCUCGCCAUCAUCCACCUACACUCUUCACCUGAUUGGAUGGCUUGCCCAGGAGGUUGAGGCAGGUCAGAUAAAAAGACAAAUCGGGCCGUAAUUUGAGGGCCCCUGAGCUACAGCUUUGGUGGCUCUGUAGGUGUACAGAGCCACCAAAGUAGCAGGUGGAGCACCGGAGGCUUGGGGAGGGAGGGUGCUGAAGUGGGUGGUUGGGCCAUUGGCAAGAGCAACGUGGCUCAGCGGAAAGCAGCCUCGGAACAAGUGGGCAGGUAAGGAAAUAAAUCCUCGCUUCUCCCAGAAAUUGCCUUUCUUUCCUUACCUGACUUCCAGCCCCGUGCUGUUUCUCCUUCGCCGUUUCUCCUUUCUAUCUUAUCAAGUGUAUAUUAAAGCUUUAGUUUUGUUAGAGCUGUCUUAGAUUUGGAUGCUGCUAUUACCUCGUAUAAAAAAAAAAUGCAGUAGUUUAAAUUUUUCCAAAGUAGAAGAUUUUACAAUAGUUCUCUUUUUAAUACCAGUGUUCAAAAGGUUCGCCCUUCCAUGAUUUUGUAAGUGUCCCUGCUCAUGUUUUUUUUUUUUAAAUCCAUUCCAUUAUUAACUGGAAGAUUCUCAGAGACCACCUGGACAAGUCCCUGCAGUUUUCUUGGCAAGGUUUUUCAGAAAUGGUUUGCCAUCGCCUUCUUCCAUCUCAUGAGGUUAUUUCAUGAUCCGUUCCUACCGCAUCUUAAUCUAUAGGGUAUUGAAUUAACCCAAUUGCCUGGUUUUACACAAUACACUAUUGAAGCGGCCAGAAUGAAUGGAUUUUACAAUAAACAGAGCCAUAUAUUUAGUCUAGUGUAUUUUAUGAGCAAUAUUUGUGUGAUUAAUAUGUAGUUCAGUAUGUGUACUAGCCCAGACAUAGAGCUGAUUAAACCAUAAUUCAGAUAACUGAAUGAGCGGAAUCAGUCUCUUAGCAGAUGUAACAAUCAUAUGAAGGUAGAUCAGGAAAAUUUCAAAAAGAUUCCAAGGAUUAGCAAAGGAGUUGAAGCAGGAGUUAGAGUCUGGUUUUGAAAAAAGAUAUGACAGGGAACCAUAGGGGAACGGAAUCACCAUAAAGAUAUAGUGGCAACACUAAUUUCUUUUCCUCUUUGUAUGAGAAUCCUGCAUUGUUAGUUAGGGUUUUGUUUUGUUUUGUUUUUGCAUUUUGUAAGGUGAUUUCUACCCCUGGAUGUUGCACUACUGUAUUGUUCUUUGGUUUCCAAAAUUUAGAUGGAUCUUUUGAAAAUCAUUAGCUCUUAAUGCCAGUCUCUUACUCUGAAGAAUGGCCUUGUUGCUGCUCUAUAUCCAGCAGGAGGAAUAUUGACAAAAGGAAUAUAGAACAGGGUGAUUCCUUAGAUGCCUAUUGAUGUUGUUUCCAGACAGGUUUAAUUAUACUUAAUUCUGUGUGUUGCUAGAGAAGAGAGUCUGAACUGUUCAAGGAACAGAACUUUCUCAAAGAAUGAGAACUGCCUUAUGGUGCCAGGAUGAGCACUGUGAAAUUGUGUGGGAUCUCUGUGGAUUAUGUCAGUGAUAUUUGGGGCAGGCCUAGGGUUUCUUUAGGAGCUAGAGGUCAAGGAAUUAUUUACUAAUUUGACAGUAUUUUCUAUCACUGAGGACUCUGUUGGUUAGAUAAGGGUUGGAUUAAUCACGCUAUCCAUACAGAAUUUUUCCAUUUGGAAAUCUUAUCUCAGUAUCCAUCUAUAUCUGUUGUUCACAAGUUUUUUCAGCAUCAUUUUUGGUCCUCUAAAGACUGCAGAGUAUUUAUGACCAAGAGUCAAAAUAACUAGGGCACUUUUAUCUAUUUGGAGGGAGAAUCAAGGAACAAAUAUAACAUCAGGAUAUUUUCUUUCUGCAAAAGUUGGAUCAUUCCACAAACUGGAUAUAAUUAACGAAAAGGACUUUGAGUUUUGCAAAUUCUCUAAUCUCUAAUAUAGAUCCAAAAGUAGCAUGCUGUGAUGGGACUCUUGUGAGUUUAGUUUGCCUGCCAUGCACCCCACAGGGAGUGUAGAUACCAGUUUUUCCCGUACGGCUGUGCAAACACUGUCCCGUAGCCACUGCCGGAAUAUAAAGCAAAAGAUUUCUCAGUGGGAGGGUCGGACAAAGGGGAUCUGCCAAGAAGAAAGGCAGAAACUGAAGGAUUUUGGGGUCAAAUAUGGCCUUGACAGCAAGGAAAAGCCAUCAGCACCUGCACCUCACAAGAGUAUAGAAGGAUUAGUAAAUGUUCAGCAUUUAGGUUUAGAUUUCUGGGAAAACUCUAAUCUCGGCUCUGUGACUGAGGAGGAAGAGGAGGAGGAGGAACACCGCUUCCAAGAGAUUUCCAGAAACCAUUUAGUGGAGCAGCUUUCUAGUGACACUUUAUCUGAAACAGCAGAUGCUACAGAAUGGCCACGGGAGAGGCUGCCUCCUGGGAAUUUCUACACCUCCCGGGACCUAUGGAAACAGAUAAAAACCCUUCCUUUUGAUCAAGAAGCUUCUGUUGCAUUGGACUUAAAAAGAAAACGGGAAAGCUGUGGCUCAACAGAGAAGGAGCUGAACGUAGCUCCAGCAAAGAACCAGGAGACAAUAUAUUGUGAUGUGGAAAGUCAGGAAAGGCAGCCAGCCAUCAACCCAGUGCCCAAGCCACAGAGGACUUUCCGUUACCAUUCUGAGAAGGACCAGGGAAACUUCGCUAACGAAUACCACAGCAAUAAGAAGCCAUUGGAACAGCUGUGUAAUGGGAGCUAUCCUGCAACUGCUUCCUAUGAGUCUGACCACAGAACAGGCAGCAGAGGAAUCCGAGGCAGGUCUAAGAGAAAGUCCUUUGAGUUUGAGGACAUCCAAAGUUAUCGAAACAGACUAGCAGCCAUCGAGUAUCAAAAGCUUCAUGAAGAGCUAAAUGGCACCACACGUGUCUGUCUCUAUUGCACGCAGUCAGAGGACAACCUCUAUGAGGAUAUUAUUGAUCCUGCUAAAGAGAAUCCCUAUGAGGACAUUAAAGUGAAGCCUUUGUGGAGGAUCCCAUCUAAUUGGAAGCUGCCUCCUCCCCGAAAUACCUUCAAGCCACCCAAGCUUCUCCACAAGCCACACUUCUUUCACCGUAAAACCUUGGAGCUAAAGAACACACGGAUCUGUUUGCGUGGGAAGUUGUCGAAAGAUUCAACACUACCUGUUACGUUGACUGAAUGGAAGUUCUUCAAAGCAGGAGAGGCUGGAAGCAAGAAUAGAAAAAAUCUUCCCCGGCUUGUAUUAAAGAUACAGGAGAUCUUUGAUUCCAGACGAGGAAAGAAACGUGUGAAGUUGGUGGUGCAAACUGGAAAAGAGCUUUCUCCAGCCAAAGGUGAAACCAGUGGAUAUGACAGUGAAUCAGAGAAUCUGCCGAAAAGUCGCCAUAAGCGCCUUCUACAGGUCCAGGCUCAGUCCAAACGGAACCCACACUAUCAGACAUUGGAGCGAGAUCUCAUUGAAUUCCAGGAGCAGCAGCUUUUUGAGCUGUUUGUGGUGGUAUCUCUGCAGAAGAAGUCAUCAGAGGCAACUUAUACCCCACAGGUUAUACAACAGUUUCCAUGUAAGUCUGACCAUCCUUUUCGUCAAUCUAAAGACACUGAAGACCGACUAAAGGUUAUUCCCAAAUUUUGUUUCCCUGAUCCCAAAGACUGGUAUCCAACUUCAGAGACAAAGAGUGAAACCUUUUCCUUUGUGCUAACUGGUGAGGACGGCAGCCGCUGGUUUGGAUAUUGCAAGAGGCUCUUGCCAGAAGGGAAAGGAAAGCGGCUACCUGAAGUCUACUGUAUGGUUAGCCGCCUAGGCUGUUUCAAUCUUUUUUCUAAGAUAUUAGAUGAAGUGGAAAAGAGGCGUGAGAUGUCCCCUGCCCUAGUUCACCCAUUCAUGCGCAGUGUUAUGGAAGCACCAUUCCCUGCUCCUGGGCGUACCAUCACUGUGAAGAGCUUCCUGCCCGGAGCUGGCAACGAGGUGAUUGAGCUUUGCCGUCCACUGGAUUCCCGAUUAGAACAUGUAGAUUUUGAAUGUCUCUUAAAGUGCCUCAAUAUCUCUCAUUUGAUCCAAGUUUGUGCUUCUCUUCUGCUAGAAAGAAGGGUGAUCUUUGUUGCUGACAAUCUAAGCACCUUGUCCAAAUGUGGCCAUGCUGUGGUUGCAACCCUCUACCCAUUUACCUGGCAACACACUUACAUCCCUGUCCUGCCAGCCUCCAUGAUAGAUAUUGUUUGUUCGCCUACUCCUUUUCUUAUUGGCAUCCUCUCCUGCUCCUUAACACAUCUCCAGGACCUGCCUAUAGAAGAGGUACUGAUCGUUGAUCUCUGUGCUGAUAAGUUUCUGCAAAAGGUUUCAGAUGAGGAUGAAAUUCUGCCUCACAAGCUUCAGGCUGCACUUGUACAAAUCUUAGAAGAAAGGAAUGAAAUCUUGUUUCAGGAACGCUGCUACACACAAGGUGAUGUGACAUUGGACUCUCUAGUAUCAGAGGUUUUUGUGCGCUUUUUUGUGGAAAUUGUGGGACACUAUUCUUUGCACAUGCAUGUCACUGAGAAAGGAGAGAGAGUAUUCCAGCGAGAGCCCUUCCGGAAGUCCCAUACAUCCCGUAGUGUGCGCCAUUUCCUAGAUAUCUUCAUGGAGACACAGAUGUUUGCUGGUUUCAUCCAGGACCGAGAGCUGCGGAAGAGUGGGGUAAAAGGCUUGUUUGAGGUUCGUGCCUUGGAAUACUUGGAGACCAUUCCAGAGACUGAGCCAAGUGGAAUGAACAAAAUCCUUCGCAGUCUGGGUAAUAAAAUGAAGUUUCUACAAAAGAAGUGAGAAGCCAAAUGCAGAAUCGCUAAGCUUUAUUUUACGAUACUGGCAAGCCAUAAUGAUGUGGCUGUGUCGCUGUGGUAUUCUAUUAGAUUCUUCAGGUCCCACUUAAAGAACUUCAGAUGACCGGAAAAAUGAGCACCAAAUAUGAACAGCAUCCUCAAUCUCAGUUCUGCUUGGUCUGCUUGGAGUAUUACUGAGCAAAAAAUGAACUUCUGUUUACAGAGAUGAUCUAUAAAGCACAAAUAACAGGAGAAACGAUAUCCUUAUUUAUACUGCAUGGCUGGAAAAUAUUUUUGUGUUAUUAAAAAUAUGCUCAAAGCAAUCUCAAGGCUUCAGCUCAAAGCAAUCCCAAGGAUUCAGCUGGUACCUUUUAAAAAGAGGAAGAAACCAAGAAAGAGCCAGGAAUCCAGCAAAGUGGCUAUGCCAAUAUUUCCUUGAAUAGAUUCUUUGCACAAGAAAGCCUUUCUUAAGGCUGGUUGGAGGUUAUAAUCUCUCAUUGACUAUAUCACAAUAGCAUCAGAUAUUCCAUUGGCUUGAUCAUUCAUGGUUAACUAUUGUUUGGACAUAUUACUGCAGUGUAAAGCUUUUCUCACUUUUGAAAGCAAAACAAGAAAUCUGUUUGCUAUGUUAGUCUUAAUUGUUGUGAAUGUACACACUGUCUAAUUACAAGUCCAUCUCAUAUAUGACAGAGGAUAUACCUCAUGCUAAGCUAUUGUUUACUUGUCAGGAGAAGACUGUUUGUUCCCAAAUGGAGUAUGAAUAUUUUUCAAAGUCAAGAUGUUGACAUUGAAAUAGGCUAAUUUGCUGCAGAAUUGAUGUAAAGAGACAGAUGAUAACUUUCAUGCAGUAUAUUUUGCAGUAAAAACUGGAAUAACAAAUUAUUCUUCCUUUGAAGCAUCAUUCUGCUCUUUUCCCACAGCUGAAUAUCAUCAACAAUAUGCUUCCUCAUCUAAUGUUAAGUCUGUCAACUGCUUUCAAUAAAUACUGAAUUUUCUUAUUAGCCACUCCUGUAAAUGCCUAGCAUUUGAUAUAAUCUGCUUAAGAUUUAUUACCUAAAUAUUGGAUUCACUUAACACAUUAAUCAAAUAUGACAGAAAGUAUAGGUUCACACAUUGACCUAAGCCAAAAUGCAGUUCGUAUUCUGUGAAUCCUGUUACUGUGGUUUUUAGACCAUGGUUAUUGGCUUGUUGUAAUGAAUAUACUCAGCCAAAUAUUAUUUAUGUAAUAAUGGUUAAAUCAUGGUUUUCUAUGAUACAGACUUAUAGCAAUCUCAUGAUUAGUUACAUUCUUCUCUGCAGAUCUCUUGUAUAGUAUAUAGCUAAUGGCUCUUGUCCAGUAAAAUGUUGUCACAUGUUUACAAUAGUGAAAGGUUUUAGACUAUUAAGUUAUGUUGCCUGAGAGUGAGCAAAAAUGUCCUAAGUAAAAGGGGAUUUUUCUUUGAAGUGCAGAAUGCUGAAGUACUGGGCUGUUUCUCUGUUGUGUGGUUAAACUGACCUUUGGAUGAAACAAGUUUGUGGCUUUCCUCUAUCCCAAAAAAUGCUGCUUUUAAUGGGGAACAUUUUCCGAGUCUUUAUUCCCUUGCAGCAUGUAAGGUAGAUCUGUCCAAGAAGAAUGGAGCUCAGUAGAUAUAUAGGAAGAUAAUAUCAAAAAACUGGUGAAAUUUUAUCAUGACUUUAACAGAGUAUGAACAAUGUCCAUCUUUGAAACAGAAAGAAUAGGCAGACAUUUGACCCUGUUGAUUCUCCAUGUGGAGUCAGAUACUUUAUCAAGGGCCUAGGAAAUGUCCUUUUUAUUUUUAUUUGGCCAAAGUCAACAGCCCACCCAAUGUAAGUAAUUUCAGAACAAUGCUUUUUGGAAUCUGGUGAGAUUUACUUGCAGUUUGGUACUCACGUGGUUCAGACUGAGAGCUUUUCUGCAGCCUUCACCUGCUUGUCUCCCAAAAUAAACAGCCUGAAAAUGAAGCCGUUUAAGAAAUCUGUUUCUGGAUUUCAAUCGAUUUCUUUAUUUUGGUCUUAGUAAUGGUUCAGAUAUUCUACUUGGACUGUGAUUAACAUGGCCUAUGAUAAUUCCUCUUCUGCUUUUACUUUCCACUUAUGCCGUGAAAGUGGGUGCUAGUUACAUUCCAUUCUGUUAUGAGGACUGAGAGAAAAAAAGCAAAAAGAUUGCAGUUCUUCGUAUCACUUGAUGUAAAAAGGAAAACUUGGCAGAACUCUUGUCAGUUUCACCUAGUUAAAACAAAAGAAAACCAAGAAGUAUCAAGCAUUUCGCCCUCCUAUGGCUGAGCAUGCAUUGCCACAAUUCCUGUCUCUUGGGCUAGAAGGGAAAACUGCUGAAUAUGUUGAAGUAGAAAAAGAGAAAUGACUGGCAUUUACUAUUGUACUACUGGGAUGCUGUAUAAAAGAUCAAGCUCCAUCCUGUCAUGGCAUGCACGCCUAUAUAAAAUGGCAUCUGAGACACUACAAGAGUGGAGAGGGGGACAUAUUUGCCACAGCAACUGGAACAGAAAUUUGUUUAGGAUGGAAUAAAGUGCAAUUGGUGGACCAGACUGUCCUGCUUGUACCAGAGGAAAGCGUGAAAUACCAUUUUUAAAUCAGAAGGUGGUUCCCUUCCCAGAAGCCUAAAGUGAACUGAGGAUGAUGCUUUCCAUUCCUCUACAGAAACACACAAACAAUUAUACGCAGCCCAUCUUUGUACUGGGCAGGGAAGAAAUGUGGAUCAGUCCCUGGAUGGAAUCAGCCUUUCUCCUCCACAGCAUCCUUUACAUAUGUUAGGAUUCUUCUCCCAGAAUUCAGUCACCUCGAUCAAUUAUGCAGUCCGUUUAUAUGGAAAGCAACAGUUAGGGAAAAUUAUACUGGAGAAUAUCAGGAGCACAAUAUACAUAUAAGAGUGACACAAGCAAGUCCCUAGCACAAAGAAAAGAAUCUGAUUUAGUUGCUUUGCAGUUUCAGAAUCUGGCUUCAGAAUAUGCAGAACCCUCCCUAUUUCUUGAAUAGCAGCAGUUAAGAAUUGCUUUUUGGAAUAUACUUCAGCACUAAAACUAUGCUCUUACAGUAUUCAGAAGAAUAGGAAGAAAACUUUGAGACAUGCCCACUUCUGAGAAAUAAUUUGGUUAAUCUAGCCCCAGACAUAUUCUUUGAGACUCUGGGUACUUCUUAGCAGUCAUCCUUCUUCCUUGUCACAUAUGUGUGGCUGUUUGUUUUGCUCAUUCUUUAUAAAGCCUUAAUUUAUGUUGUAUAGAAGAAAUCAAAACUGUAUGUACAAAGAUCAAGCUAUAAGAAAUCAAAAUCUUUUGGGAAUAAAGUGUACUAUUUUU